AAUAUGGAAGAGAUUCAGAAGAAGUUUGAUUAUUUAUUUCAGGCAACAGAAGAGACUAGGAUCGAGUUCAUGCCUGAGUUCCUAUAUUUCAUGAAAUUAGUUGAUAUCUGACCCCCAGCAGAGAUGCUCAAGAGCUUUGAGUUAUUUGCUAAGGCUGCUACUUUUGUCAACUCAGAAGAUUAUGUGAGGAUCUAUCAUAGCCAUGAUUUGAAGAGAAACCUACAGAAGAGAGUCAUCUCAAAUCCUAUCGUCAAGGUUUUGAGAGAGGAAUUUGACUCUGUUGAUGAUAAAGUAUUCUCAACAAUUAAUUAUAUGAUAAAAGUCAGUGAUGGAGAUCUGACUGUUCUUAGAAAAUUUGAAAUCACCAGUUGUCUUCAAGAAAAUGAAGCCAAAAUUAGGCAAAAGUUUAGAACCCUUUUUGAAGAAAACCCUAAUGAUGUCGACUAUAUUGAGAAGUACUUUAGAGCUGAUGUUAAAGAGCUAGAGAAAUUGGUAGAGGAAAAAAUGCCUAAGAAACACCCAAAAAUUGAAGUUAAGCAGCCAAGUCCAAAGAAAAAGGAUGAGGAAAGUGAGUUCCAGCUCACAGAAGAGGAGCUUCAAAAAUUUGAGUUAAUACCUGAGCUCAGAAGUCGCUCGAAGUUACUGAGAUAUUUCAGGAAGAAGAGUAUCCCAAAAUUUAUGCUGUAUUUAAAAGGAGUUCAAAUUAUGGUCAAUAGUAUCUACAAUCAUGGUGAAGAAGUAGCAAGGUUCUUCUUCUUAAACCCUGUUAAAUGAACUUGAAUUGGUCAUCAAAUUCCAACUGAAGAAGGCAAGGAAGUCAAAACUGGGUCUCGAGCACUACAAAUAGAGAAGAUAGUACAUAGCUGUAAUGAACAGAGGAUGAAGAUCAACGAUCUUCAGAACUUCAUCUUCCAAAACACCAGAUAUUUACUCCUAAACUAUCCAGAUUUUGGUAAAGAAUUUGAACUAAUUGAAGAGACACUUAUCGAGAUCCUCGAUAGGUCUGUCCUCUGGCUUGAUUCCAAAUAGACUUUUGAUGGAGAAGCUUGAAAUUCUCAAGAAAUGGAAAUCAAUUGAAGUCCCACAAGAAAAGAUAGAUGCCAUAGUGGAAAAAUACAGUAAAAGAUAUGAUGAAGUAGUGAUCAACAGAGAUACAUAUAGGAGUCCUGACAAGAAAGGAGAGGAGAAGAAAUACAAAUAUCUUGAGAAGGUCAACACCGACUGUGAUAAUGGACCAGAUGAUAAUAUAAUCACUCCUAAGAGAUUGAUGGAUCCUUUCAGUAGCGUGGAUACUAAGAUACAUUUUUCACUGCCAAAUGAUAUGCUCUAUUAUUACUCGAAAAAUGAAGAGAUCGGAAGACUCCUUGAUGACCCCAUGAAGAUAGGACUUCUAAGCCUUGGAGAUAUCAUUGAAGAUGUCUUUCACUACAACUAUAGCCUUGAGAAGGAAAGUCAAAAGAUUGUAAACGUUAAUCAGACUAUUGAGAGACUUACUAAAGCAAUCAUGAAUAUUCAAGAAGAUGGAAAACCAUUGAUCAAAGAGAAAUUUGGUGAGUUUGUAGUAGAGCCUUUUGGAUCUUCUGUCAAUGGGAUCUUCAUGCAUUCUAAAGAGAACAAAAGUGACCUGGACUUAGCUCUUAAUUUUUACUAUAACCCUGCUUUGGACAAGGAAGAAGUUCUGAAUGCAAUUAUUCCUGCAAUCCAUGCAGUUUCAGGCAAAAAAUUUGAGCUAGUACUUGACUCAAAAGUACCAAUUUUUAAGUAUACAGACCUAGUGACAGGAGAAGAAUGAGAUCUUGGAGUAAAUGGAGUUCUUGGUGUCAGCAACUCAAAAUUGAUCAGAACAUAUUUGAGUAUAGACCAAAGAUGUCAUAAAAUGGCUUACUUUAUAAAGUUCUGGCUAAAACAUUGGAGACUUAUUGGAGCUGAUAAUGGAUAUAUUAGUUCAUAUGCUAUCCAGCUCAUGAUCAUUGCAUUUUGUCAAGGAGGCAUAGAUCCUCCUCUACUUCCAAAUCUACAAGAGUAUGAUAAAGAGGAAAAGAAACACUAUAAAUACUAUCUCUCAAGAACCUCAAAUGAUGUUUUCCAAGCAAAUUGCUAUUUUAUAUCUAAAUAUGAGUCACUGUUAGAGAAAAUGCAUAAAAAUCACGGAGUAAAUAAGCUUAGCACAGCAGAACUAGUCUACAAAUUCUUUGAGUUCUAUAGUAAUGAAGAAAUUUAUGAGAAGCUAAUCGAUAUUAAGUCUGGAGGAUUCAUCCCAAAACUAAACAAGGAAGAUCAAGUAGCUUUCUCAAUUCUAGAUCCCUUCCAGGUUGAGCAUAAUCCAGGACAGUCUUUAAAAUCGCAUUCUUUAUCGUACAAGACCACUGUGACCAAGUUCGAAGACCUCUGUCAAAGAGUGCAGGAAGGAAGAGUGAUAUUUGACAAAGUCACUUAA
This is a messenger RNA of Moneuplotes crassus, 2437 nucleotides long. The record is from the annotation of a GenBank genome assembly. Lineage: Eukaryota; Ciliophora; Spirotrichea; Euplotida; Euplotidae.